Molecule: messenger RNA, 1890 nt
Organism: Mercurialis annua (annual mercury)
Lineage: Eukaryota; Viridiplantae; Streptophyta; Magnoliopsida; Malpighiales; Euphorbiaceae
Product: peptide chain release factor PrfB2, chloroplastic
Exons: 7
Coding region: 75-1541 (488 amino acids)
Biological process (GO): translational termination
Cellular component (GO): cytoplasm
Molecular function (GO): translation release factor activity, codon specific
Source: RefSeq, a predicted model, not a curated record
AAUCGACUUUCUGCUAAAACCCAGAAGCUCAAUUCUGAUAAAGAUCACAGCUUUGUGAUCUUGGAAUACUAAAAAUGUCAUCUUUUAUGCUCAAAACAUCUGGUAGUAAAUCUUGGCUCGUUAGUUACAAGUUCUUGAUUUCUCGGUUCCCUUCAUUUUCGCCUAAAACUAUAAAAAGGCCAUCUGGGUCUCAAUUCAGCAGAUCAAAGAUAUAUAAUUUUUCAUGUUUAAGUGAAAAUUACAGGGUUUUAGCUUCUGAUAAUACUGUUUUACACAGAAACUUUUCUGGGUUCGCUUCAGUUCCGAAUUCACGGUGGUUUCGGUUGUUUACUACUCAGGCAGCAGCUGAAUUAUCAACGUCUGAUGGGCUAACUGUAGACAGAAUUGUUGCUAAUAAUUGGCUUAUUCUUGAUGAGACUGAAAGUGAUUGGAAGAGUCACGCUGCUGCUAUUGCUCAAUCCAUUCAAGUCAUCAAGAAGCGUUUGCAGUGGAAGAAAUUAAUGGUAAGGUUAGAUCUGCUGUCAGCACAGCUGAAUAAGCCAGACCUUUGGGAUGAUCCUGUAUUAGCUGGGAAAAUAAGCCGUGAACAUGGUUCGUUGAUGGCUAAAAGGAAAGAGGUAACUGCAUUUGAGACGGAAUUGCUUGAGCAUAUUGACAUGAUAAAGCUGGCUCGAGAAGAGGAUGACACUGAGUUGGAAUCGGAUUCAUUGAGAGCUUUAAUUCGGAUGAGAAGAAAUUCAAAAGAGAAAGAGCUUGAAGCUUUGUUAGCUGGCGAGGAGGAUUCUUGCUCUUGCUACAUAGAGGUCCAAGCUGGAGCUGGAGGUACUGAGAGCAUGGACUGGGCGAAAAUGGUCAUGCAAAUGUAUAAGCAGUGGGCUGGACGGUGUGGUUAUCGUGUAUCUGUGGUGGAUGAAAUGCCUGGUGAGAUUGCGGGAAUCAAGCGUGCAACAAUUAAGGUAGAUGGUGAAUAUGCAUUCGGAUAUGCCAAAGCGGAAGUAGGAGUACACAGGUUGGUACGUAUCUCACCUUUUGACAGUGGAAAGCGGCGGCAUACUUCUUUUGCUGCUGUUGCUGUAAUCCCAAUCCUAGGUGAUGGAUCCACUCAUGUACAAAUUAAUGAAUCCGAUCUCCGUAUUGAACGAUAUCGUGCUGGAGGGCCUGGCGGCCAGCAUGCUAACACAACUGAUAGUGCUGUGAGAAUAUUUCAUAUCCCAACCGGUAUCACUGCUACUUGUCAAAAUGAAAGAUCACAGCAUAUGAAUAAGGCUUCAGCAAUGGCAGUACUCCAAUCUCGAUUGGACCAGCUUGAGAUGGCUCGCCAGGCUCAGAUGAAUGCACAGCAUACACAAUCUCUCACCGAUAUAAGCUGGGGCAACCAGAUUCGCACUUACGUGCUCCAUCCUUAUCGCAUGGUUAAAGAUCUCCGAACCAACUAUGAGGUCUCUGAUCCUGACUCUGUACUCGAUGGAGAAAUAGAUGGCUUCAUCUUGAGCUAUUUAUCAGCUUCUCUCGAUAAAGACGAAGACUGUCCAUAUGCUUAGUUUUGGAAGAAAUCACACCCUCUGUAGAUUGCCAAAUGAAUCCUUAUGUGCUUGUCGGUUCAACAUCCCACCUGUAUGGAUUUCAACAGUUGGAGAAAUGAUCCAGGCGGAAAUACAUGCGGCUCGGUCACGGGUGAUAUAUAUUCCUGAAGAUGCUGAUUAUAAUGGUUCAGUACAAACAAAUAAGGAUGAGAAAGGUUUUGCAGCUAGGCAUAUGGUUCUUUCAAUAGUAGCUUUGGUUCAUUGUUAAUUGCUACGACAUUGAAAAUGAUACAAGCAAUUAUUACUUAUAACUCAAUGUAGCAUUCAUUGAUUUGGUAAUUUAAUCUUGGGUUAAUUGCAAAUUAAA